GUCUCCUUUUUCCUGUUUUCGUGUUCUCGCAAGCUGUCGUGGCAAAAUUUUCGGAAUAUGAGAAAUUUAUAGACCUUUGCUUCGCCGAUAUUAGUUUUUAUAUUUAAGAUAGAAAAUGCCGAGUAAAAACAAGCUUACCCAAGAAGAAGAAGUUCUACUUCAAGAUUUUAGUAGAACUGUUUCAAAGAAAUCUCAAGCUUUAUUUUAUGGCAAUGCUUUAAUGGUUGCCGUUUUACCACUUUGGUUAUUCUGGAAGGUUCAUUUAAUGGAUCCAAUGACAUAUGGAAUUUUAUUUUUUGUUGGUACCAUUGUGUCAGGCUACUUAAUUGCAUUUGCCUACAAAAAUACAAAAUUUACUCUGAAGCAUAAAAUAGCACAAAAACGGGAAGCUGCUAUUUCUAAAGAGGUCACCGCUGAAUGUGAUUCAAAACCAGAAACCAAAAAGCUCUCCCGCAAAGAGAAAGAUGAUCGUAUUUUGUGGAAAAAGAAUAAUGUUGCUGAUACAGAAGCGACCACGUUUGCUAUUUUUUACAGCAACACUUUAUAUUUAUUCAUCAUAAUAACUUGUUCAUUUUAUCUUCUACGCUCUUUUUCUCCUGCAGUUAACUUCACUGCAUCAACGGGUUUAGCAGCAGGCUUAGUAGCUCUUCUUUCAACAGGAAGUCAUUAAAUUUGUUUGUAUAGAAUUUUAUGAAAGAUAAGAAAAAUUACAAUUUUGAAGGUA
Hydra vulgaris (swiftwater hydra) is the source of this 724-nucleotide messenger RNA. RefSeq names its product translocon-associated protein subunit gamma. NCBI's taxonomy places the organism in Eukaryota, Metazoa, Cnidaria, Hydrozoa, Anthoathecata, Hydridae. Gene Ontology annotation, biological process: SRP-dependent cotranslational protein targeting to membrane. The record is from RefSeq and is a predicted model, not a curated record. Gene Ontology annotation, cellular component: membrane; endoplasmic reticulum.